AUGGAUAAUACUAGGCAUUUUGUGUUGGUUCAUGGAGCAUGCCAUGGAGCAUGGUGUUGGUAUAAGGUUGUUGCUCUACUGAAAUCAUCUGGACAUAAAGUCACAGCAUUAGACAUGGCUGCUUCUGGUAUCCAUCCAAAACAAGUGCAUGAGCUUGAUUCUAUUACAGAUUAUAAUGAACCCUUGAUUGAAUUUUUAAGGUCACUGCCACAAGAUGAGAGGGUAAUCCUUGUUGGUCAUAGCUCUGGUGGGAUUGAUAUAUCUAUGGCUAUGGAACUUUUUCCAAAGAAAAUUGCAGUUGCUGUAUUUGUUGCAUCUAUAGUGCCUUCUCCUGAUCUAGGCUUCGUGACUAUCCGCAAGGAGUUUCCUCAAAGAUCGAAUUUUAACUUGGAAUCAAAGAUCAUAUUUGACAAUAGCUCAAAUAAUAAAUCAAAUGGAUCCAUAAUACAUGAGCCACAAUUCUUAGCAUCCAAUAUGUAUCAAUUAUCUCCACCCGAGGACUUGUCUCUUGCAAUGUUAUUACGAAGGCCUACUCGUACAUUUGGUGAUCAAGAACUAUUGCAAGAGAAAACAUGUGUCACAAAAGAUAAUUACGGAACUGUUGCUAAAGUCUGUGUUGUGUGCCAACAAGACAAGUUGUUAAAGUAUGAUUUUCAAUUGUCAAUGGCUGAACGAAAUCAUACGAAUGAUGUCAAAGUGAUUCCUGAUGCUGAUCACAUGCCCAUGUUCUCUAAACCUCAAGAGCUAUCUGCAUAUCUUCAAAAAAUUGCAGAAACAUAUUAUUAG
Molecule: messenger RNA, 786 nt
Organism: Vicia faba (fava bean)
Lineage: Eukaryota; Viridiplantae; Streptophyta; Magnoliopsida; Fabales; Fabaceae
Source: the annotation of a GenBank genome assembly